Terrapene triunguis (Three-toed box turtle) is the source of this 4358-nucleotide messenger RNA. RefSeq names its product solute carrier family 35 member B4 (gene SLC35B4). The transcript has 9 exons. Lineage: Eukaryota; Metazoa; Chordata; Testudines; Emydidae. The record is from RefSeq and is a predicted model, not a curated record. Bases 8 to 961 code for a protein of 317 amino acids. Gene Ontology annotation, cellular component: endoplasmic reticulum membrane; Golgi membrane. Gene Ontology annotation, molecular function: UDP-N-acetylglucosamine transmembrane transporter activity; UDP-xylose transmembrane transporter activity. Gene Ontology annotation, biological process: transmembrane transport.
UGUCAUUAUGUUUCUCCUUCUCUCUCUUCCCCACAAAUCCAGAGAGUUUCCAGGAUGCGGGAACAUCGUGACAUUUGCACAGUUCUUAUUUAUAGCAGUGGAAGGCUUUAUCUUUGAAGCCAACUUUGGAAGGAAGCGGCCAGCCAUCCCAAUAAGAUACUACUUGAUCAUGGUGGCCAUGUUCUUUACAGUCAGCGUCGUGAAUAACUAUGCCCUGAAUCUAAACAUAGCCAUGCCGCUGCACAUGAUCUUCAGAUCAGGCUCUCUAAUAGCGAGCAUGGUUCUAGGCAUCAUCAUUUUGAAAAAAAGAUACAGUGUGUCUAAAUACACAUCCAUAGCCCUGGUGUCUGUGGGGAUCUUUAUCUGCACUUUAAUGUCUGCAAAACAAGUGGCUUCUAAAUCCAGCUUAAGCGAAGAGGACGGACUCCACGUCUUCAUGUGGUGGCUGUUAGGUAUCGCGGCACUGACCUUCGCCCUCCUGAUGUCAGCCAGAAUGGGGAUCUUUCAAGAGACCAUCUACAAACAGUUUGGAAAGCAUUCCAAGGAGGCGCUGUUUUACAAUCAUGCCCUGCCCCUCCCUGGCUUCCUCCUCCUCGCUCCGGACAUCUACGCCCAUGCUGUUCUCUUCAGCCAGUCUGAGCCAUUCCAAGUCCCGGGGAUCGGGCUGACCUUGCCCAUCAUGUGGUUCUACCUCGUCAUGAACGUCAUCACUCAAUACGUGUGCAUUCGGGGAGUCUUCAGCCUCACCACGGAGUGCACCUCCCUCACCGUCACCCUGGUGGUGACGCUGCGCAAGUUUGUCAGCCUCAUCUUCUCCAUCCUGUACUUCAAGAACCCCUUCACCGCCUGGCACUGGCUGGGCACCCUCUUUGUCUUCGUGGGCACGCUGAUGUACACCGAAGUGUGGAACAGCCUGCGGCCUCUGCUGGCCAGACAGAGGAAGGAGGCCAAGAAGGAGUAAAGGACUGUCUCAGCAAGGACCUUUUGUUAUGGUUUUACAGGGCAGAGCCCCAGGGACUCCCCUGCAAGGGGGGUCGUUUCUGUAAUAGAGAGGAGCUGCUGGCUGUGCCAAGCUGGUGGGGAACGCGUAGCCUCCGCUGGGGAAGAGAACGAGUUUAGCGUUCGGCUCGCAGCCCCUUUCGUUUUAAAAUGGCCCUUUUAAAAUUUUUAAUACUGUAAAGGUAACGUGCGUCCGUUACACGCUGUCCCUGCACUGGCCCCCUGCCUGUGGUGCUGUUGGCCCAUCCUCCCUCCCCACCUGUCUGAUUUAACCCUUUCGCUGCCGUCCAUUACCAUUCUCCUUACUUUACCGGCAGCCUGGUGCGCUUGUGCCCUGACCCGCCCGGUGCUGCUAACGCCCAGCGCAGCGUUGUAAAGUUCAAGCACAACGCGUGGAUGCCAAGCCCUGGCUUCUGGACUGGCUCUCUAGCUGCAGGGGGCAUUCAAAACAGCUGAAGCUGCCAGCUCUUCCCAAGUCCCCUGAUCCCUCUGUGAAAUCCUCUGCCGUUCUUGACUCAUGGCUAGGAAUGAUGCAUUCUGCAUCGAAACACUCCAUUUGUGAUAUCGCGUUGUGGGCUCUUCGGUGAGCCCAGACGUGAGAGAGAGAGAGUCACUGAGAUGGGAGAGACUUUUAAAAGGUCAGUCACACUGUUGUCCUCGUCUCUUGCUUCACUGAGACACUGAAGUAUGUAAGAUCAGGACUUGACUCAGUUUCUCUUUGCGAGUCACCUUUUAAAGCGCAGGUGACAAAUGGCACCAGGGGACUCCAUCCUUGUCAGCUGGCCAGUUCCCAGGUCGCUUUUCCCCUCCUAAUUGCUAGUGUAGUAAAGCCAGCCCUGAGCCAAAGAACCCAGCUGGAACGGAAAGGUUCUACAGGCCAAAUUAGAGCCCCAGUGACCCCUAGCAACCCCAGAGUCCAGUGGGCUUGUCGAGAUGAGACUGAUUAGAAUUUAGACUAUUCUACUGGAGCACAAGAUGCAAUAGCCAAGAGUGAGCGAGCUGGGGGCUGUCGGCUCUGCGUGGCUAAGAGCAGAGGCUUUGUUUGUGUUACUGAACGCAGCCAGGGAACAGAUCUCUCCAAUCAGAAGGUGCCUCUUUUACAUUCCCUUUGCAGAGGAGAACCACCCCGUUGAGUGACGUCCCCAGUGAAAUUGCAGGUGUUUCCCCCGAAGGGCUCAGAGGAAGUCAGCCACGUUGAAGGCCUUUGCAUGGCUGACUAUCCCCUGAAUCCCAUGGUGAAGUUACUACUCAGGUCUAACAUGGCUCUUUCCCUGUGGUCACCACUCUUUUCCCCUGUGCUGCUGCUGUUUGAGCCUCUGUAGCAACCAGGUGUGGCGCUCCUGUGACAUCAGGUCCAUAAAGAUGGCUUCCCCUUAGUGUCCUGCUAAAUGACAUUGCAAGAUCUAGCAGCCAACCUUUCCCAUCCUCGCUUCGAUUUGGGUUUGCCAGUUCUUUGUGCCGGACCAUUUCUACCCACCUGUGUUAGGAUUUAUACAUCCAGGCCCUGGGUGAAGUUUUGGAUGCGUACAUCCUACUGUUUGGCUGCAAGUGCACAGACAAGUUCUGUGCAUUGUGGUCGACCUGGCCAGCAGUGUUCAGGAAGGAACUUGCACAGGGCUUGUAGCAAUAGAGAAUUAAUAGUGUCCUUUCUAGGAGCAAGGAGGAAAGAUAAAUGUGCAGUAACAAACCCACAAGUGAGAACCUGCUGGGACUCUGCUAAUGGGUAAAAAGUAAGAGGCAUAAACCGAUCUGAAUACAAAGCCGAGAUGUUCCUAUAUUAGAUUACACGUACUGCCCUCAAGCAGCUAGCCGAGCAUCUGACUAGAAUAAGACGUGAUAGCGGAAGAGCGAAAGCCAUCAUAAGUAGUUCUGAUGGUGGCAGCCUUCGGCGGUCUCAGCAGAGAGCAAGGACUGAAUUAGCCACCGUGAUGACCUUUAGCAGAGGUCCCUAUAGGUCACAGCUGGUGCCUUGUGGGAGAGCUUGCAAUGCCACUUCCUGGAACGGUUCCAUAGCCAGAUUAGCUCCCCAUUUUCAGCUGUCUUGACUUUGAGCAGCUGGUCAAACUAAUUUACAGCUUCCUUCGCUAUUUAAAGUGUCUGCUCAUAACACAGACUAAAUGAAAGGGGCAUAAUCAGCCAGCCUGUCCUUGUCAUGCUCCAUUGUUCCUAACGCUCUUUAAGUUUGACAACAAGACUUGUUCCAUUGACUGCGCCUCUGAUUUGUCAGAGAACAGCUCACAAGCAAACACUGCUAUGUUACAAUCAGUGUUCAAGUGGACGGGAAGGGAUUCACUGCCUUUGAAGUUCAUUGUUCCCUGUAACUGUGAAGCCGUCCAUAGCAGGAUGGAGUUGGCAUCUACUUGCUCAGAGCAAUAUUUCUGAGGAGCAAAACUUCCUGCCUUCGGAGUGCCCCAAGUGGCACAUGGUUUUCAAAGUAUUUUCUCUGGCAGGGGGAGAAUAAGCCUGCACGUUCACUAGACUGUCUAUCCCUCCCGCCCACAAAUAACUUGUUUUAAACCCUGCUUCAGCUCAUCAGCUGGUAUAUACAUACCCUGGGAAAGACCAGCCCAGAAGUAAGAUUUCCAUCUUGAUCUUCAUUGCGGGGGGGGGGGGGGGGGGCGAAGCUUUUUACACAGACUCAGAGCAGGGAGUGUGUGCAGCACAAGUAGAAUUCAGUGUUAGAGCAGCAGUAGAGCUUGUAGAUCAGAGUGGAAAUAUGGCAUGAGGCUGAGACAUGGAGUCAGAUUCAGCACUGGCCUCCACUCCACAUGAAACCAGUUUACACUAGCUGUGAAUGUGGCUCAAGUAGUUUGGGUUCACUGUUGCCAGCCAAACAAUAGCUUGGCAAGUGUAAAAGUGAAUGUAACGUAGUAUUGUACAUAGGCUGCUCUCAUUUAUCAGCUCCACUCUAUGUGGUCUCUUGUUUCAGUUUUUUUUGCCAUGUUCUGUAUUUGGAUUUUAUUUGAAUGAAAUCAACGUGAUGUUUUUACAUAUACAGUAUCUCUGUUUACAAGACAGUCUAGGUGUCGCAGAGUAGUUAUCACCAGACACCGGUAGUGAUGGCUUCCCUUCUGUAUUCUAGGAUCUCUAAGUGAUAGUCUCUAUAAACUCAUGAGAGGCAGAGGGGAAGGAAAAUGCUGAGACAACCUGGACUAUCUAGAGACACUCUGUCAGUAUCCUCACGGUAGGGGUGGUGGACUUGUUUUUAAAAUGUACACUUGAAUGACCGACAGUGAUUUAGCGCAUAUGCAAAUAGACACUUGAAAAAGCCCAACCCUGAAGAUCUGAAAUGCUUUCUGAAUGAAAGUAGAGAUUUAGGGGUUUUUUCUUUUGUUAAAUAAAUCUGCUCCUGACCCUUA